AUGGGAGGCUCGCUAUCACGCAUUUGGUCCCUUCUUUGGUCCAAGAAGGAAAUCAGAAUUCUCAUUUUGGGACUUGAUAAUGCUGGUAAGACCACUCUACUGUACAGAUUGAAGAUUGGUGAGGUUGUCACCACGAUACCUACAAUUGGUUUCAAUGUCGAAUCGGUCACAUAUAAGAAUCUGAAUCUCAACGUCUGGGAUCUUGGUGGCCAAACCUCCAUUCGCCCAUACUGGCGAUGCUACUAUGCCAACACCGCCGCAGUGGUCUUCGUCAUCGACUCCACAGAUAUCGAGCGGCUGGGGACCGCGGCAGAUGAACUGGCAGCCAUGUUGAACGAGGAGGAACUUCACGAUGCGGCUUUGCUGGUAUUUGCCAACAAACAGGAUCAGCCCGGUGCCAAGGGCGCUGGCGAAAUCUCAGAGGCUUUGAAACUGGGGGAACUGCGGGACCGGAACUGGAGCAUUGUUGCUUGCUCUGCCAUCGAUGGCAAGGGUAUCAACGAAGGAAUGGAUUGGCUAGUGCAAACAAUCCAGUCGGAGAACGCAUGA
Penicillium soppii is the source of this 549-nucleotide messenger RNA. Its product is annotated as ADP-ribosylation factor family protein. Gene Ontology annotation, molecular function: GTPase activity; GTP binding. The transcript is spliced from 5 exons. NCBI's taxonomy places the organism in Eukaryota, Fungi, Ascomycota, Eurotiomycetes, Eurotiales, Aspergillaceae. The coding region runs from base 1 to 549 and encodes 182 amino acids. Gene Ontology annotation, cellular component: Golgi apparatus; cytoplasm. The record is from RefSeq and is a predicted model, not a curated record. Gene Ontology annotation, biological process: intracellular protein transport; vesicle-mediated transport.